GCCACGGGCCUCCCCGCACCAGCAGAAGUCGGAGUCGCUGUUGGGGGCGGUGUCUAUGGUUGAGCUGAGGGCGCAGGCGCCACGGCCCGUCGAGCUGGGUUCCAAGGCGGCUGGCGGCGGUAGCGUCUCUGUUUCCUUGUGGGCGCUCGCGCGGCCCUGGUCUGUAGAGAAUGCCAAAUGAGGGAAUCCCCCACUCAAGUCAAACUCAGGAGCAAGACUGUUUACAGAGUCAACCUGUCAGUAAUAAUGAAGAAAUGGCAAUCAAGCAAGAAAGUGGUGGUGAUGGGGAGGUGGAGGAGUACCUCUCCUUUCGUUCUGUGGGUGACGGGCUGUCCACCUCUGCUGUGGGGUGCGCAUCAGCAGCUCCGAGGAGAGGGCCAGCCCUGCUGCACAUCGACCGACAUCAGAUCCAGGCAGUAGAGCCUAGCGCCCAGGCCCUUGAGCUGCAGGGUUUGGGUGUGGACGUCUAUGACCAGGACGUGCUGGAACAGGGAGUGCUUCAGCAGGUGGACAAUGCCAUCCAUGAGGCCAGCCGUGCCUCCCAGCUCGUUGACGUGGAGAAGGAGUAUCGGUCGGUCCUGGAUGACCUCACGUCAUGUACGACAUCCCUAAGGCAAAUCAAUAAAAUUAUUGAACAGCUUAGCCCUCAAGCUGCCACCAGCAGAGACAUCAACAGGAAACUAGAUUCUGUAAAACGACAGAAGUAUAAUAAGGAACAACAGCUAAAAAAGAUCACUGCAAAACAAAAGCAUCUCCAGGCCAUCCUUGGAGGAGCAGAGGUGAAAAUUGAACUAGAUCACGCCAGUCUGGAGGAGGAUGCAGAGCCGGGGCCAUCCAGUCUUGGCAGCAUGCUCAUGCCUGUCCAGGAGACUGCCUGGGAAGAGCUCAUCCGCACUGGCCAGAUGACACCUUUUGGUACCCAGAUCCCUCAGAAACAGGAGAAAAAGCCCAGAAAAAUCAUGCUUAAUGAAGCAUCAGGCUUCGAAAAGUAUUUGGCAGAUCAAGCAAAACUGUCUUUUGAAAGGAAGAAGCAAGGUUGUAAUAAAAGAGCAGCUAGAAAAGCUCCAGCCCCAGUCACGCCUCCAGCCCCAGUGCAAAAUAAAAACAAACCAAACAAGAAAGCCAGAGUUCUGUCCAAAAAAGAGGAGCGUUUGAAAAAGCACAUCAAGAAACUCCAGAAGAGGGCUUUGCAGUUCCAGGGGAAAGUGGGAUUGCCAAAGGCAAGGAGACCUUGGGAGUCAGACAUGAGGCCAGAGGCAGAGGGAGACUCUGAGGGUGAAGAGUCUGAGUAUUUCCCCACAGAGGAGGAGGAAGAGGAGGAAGAUGACGAGGUGGAGGGGGCAGAGGCGGACCUGUCUGGAGAUGGUACUGACUAUGAGCUGAAGCCUCUGCCCAAGGGCGGGAAACGGCAGAAGAAAGUGCCAGUGCAGGAGAUUGAUGAUGACUUUUUCCCAAGUUCUGGGGAAGAAGCUGAAGCUGCUUCUGUAGGAGAAGGAGGAGGAGGAGGUCGGAAAGUGGGAAGAUACCGAGAUGAUGGAGAUGAAGAUUAUUAUAAGCAGCGGUUAAGGAGAUGGAAUAAACUGAGACUGCAGGACAAAGAGAAACGUCUGAAGCUGGAGGACGAUUCUGAGGAAAGUGAUGCUGAAUUUGACGAAGGUUUUAAAGUGCCAGGUUUUCUGUUCAAAAAGCUUUUUAAGUACCAGCAGACAGGUGUUAGGUGGCUGUGGGAAUUGCACUGCCAGCAGGCAGGAGGAAUUCUGGGAGAUGAAAUGGGAUUGGGCAAGACCAUCCAGAUAAUUGCCUUCUUGGCAGGUCUGAGCUACAGCAAGAUCAGGACUCGUGGUUCAAAUUACAGGUUUGAGGGGUUGGGUCCAACUGUAAUUGUCUGUCCAACAACAGUGAUGCAUCAGUGGGUGAAGGAAUUUCACACGUGGUGGCCUCCGUUCAGAGUGGCAAUUCUACAUGAAACCGGUUCCUAUACCCACAAAAAGGAGAAACUAAUUCGAGAUGUUGCUCAUUGUCAUGGAAUUUUGAUCACAUCUUACUCCUACAUUCGAUUGAUGCAGGAUGACAUUAGCAGGUAUGACUGGCACUAUGUGAUCUUGGACGAAGGACACAAAAUUCGAAAUCCAAAUGCUGCUGUCACCCUUGCUUGCAAACAGUUUCGCACCCCUCAUCGGAUCAUUCUGUCUGGCUCACCGAUGCAAAAUAACCUCCGAGAGCUGUGGUCGCUCUUUGACUUCAUCUUCCCGGGAAAGUUAGGCACGUUGCCUGUGUUUAUGGAGCAGUUCUCCGUCCCCAUCACCAUGGGGGGAUAUUCAAAUGCUUCCCCAGUACAGGUCAAAACUGCUUACAAGUGUGCAUGUGUCUUACGAGAUACCAUAAAUCCAUACCUACUGCGGAGAAUGAAGUCAGAUGUCAAGAUGAGCCUUUCUUUGCCAGAUAAAAAUGAACAGGUCUUAUUUUGCCGUCUUACAGAUGAGCAGCAUAAAGUCUACCAAAAUUUCGUUGAUUCCAAAGAAGUUUACAGGAUUCUCAAUGGAGAGAUGCAGAUUUUCUCCGGACUUAUAGCCCUAAGAAAAAUUUGCAACCACCCUGAUCUCUUUUCUGGAGGUCCCAAGAAUCUCAAAGGUCUUCCUGAUGAUGAACUAGAAGAAGAUCAGUUUGGGUACUGGAAACGUUCUGGGAAAAUGAUUGUUGUUGAGUCUUUGUUGAAAAUAUGGCACAAGCAGGGUCAGCGAGUAUUGCUGUUUUCUCAGUCAAGGCAGAUGCUGGACAUACUUGAAGUAUUCCUUAGAGCCCAAAAGUAUACCUAUCUCAAGAUGGAUGGUACCACUACAAUAGCUUCAAGACAGCCACUGAUUACGAGAUACAAUGAGGACACAUCCAUAUUUGUGUUUCUUCUGACCACGCGGGUGGGCGGCUUAGGUGUCAACCUGACGGGGGCAAACAGAGUUGUCAUCUAUGACCCAGACUGGAACCCAAGCACGGACACGCAGGCCCGGGAGCGAGCAUGGAGAAUAGGCCAGAAGAAGCAAGUGACUGUGUACAGGCUCCUGACUGCGGGCACCAUUGAAGAAAAGAUCUACCACCGACAAAUCUUCAAGCAGUUUUUGACAAAUAGAGUGCUAAAAGACCCAAAACAAAGGCGGUUUUUCAAAUCCAAUGAUCUCUAUGAGCUAUUUACUCUGACUAGUCCUGAUGCAUCCCAGAGCACUGAAACAAGUGCAAUUUUUGCAGGAACUGGAUCAGAUGUUCAGACACCCAAAUGCCAUCUAAAAAGAAGGAUUCAACCAGCCUUUGGAGCAGACCAUGAUGUUCCAAAACGCAAGAAGUUCCCUGCUUCUAACAUAUCUGUAAAUGAUGCCACAUCAUCUGAAGAGAAAUCUGAGGCUAAAGGAGCUGAAGUAAAUGCAGUAACUUCUAAUCGAAGUGAUCCUUUGAAAGAUGACCCUCACAUGAGUAGUAAUGUAACUAGCAAUGAUAGGCUUGGAGAAGAGACAAAUGCAGUAUCUGGACCAGAAGAGUUGUCAGUGAUUAGUGGAAAUGGGGAAUGUUCAAAUUCUUCAGGAACAGGCAAAACUUCUAUGCCAUCUGGUGAUGAAAGCAUUGAUGAAAAGUUAGGUCUUUCUUACAAAAGAGAAAGACCCAGCCAGGCUCAAACAGAAGCUUUUUGGGAGAAUAAACAAAUGGAAAAUAAUUUUUAUAAGCACAAGUCAAAAACAAAACAUCAUAGUGUGGCAGAAGAAGAGACCCUGGAGAAACAUCUGAGACCAAAGCAAAAGCCUAAGAACUCUAAGCAUUGCAGAGACGCCAAGUUUGAAGGAACUCGAAUUCCACACCUGGUGAAGAAAAGGCGUUACCAGAAGCAAGACAGUGAAAACAAGAGUGAGGCCAAGGAACAGAGCAAUGACGAUUAUGUUUUGGAAAAGCUUUUCAAAAAAUCAGUUGGCGUGCACAGUGUCAUGAAGCACGAUGCCAUCAUGGAUGGAGCCAGCCCAGAUUAUGUACUGGUGGAGGCAGAAGCCAACCGAGUGGCCCAGGAUGCCCUGAAAGCACUGAGGCUCUCUCGUCAGCGGUGUCUGGGAGCAGUGUCUGGUGUUCCCACCUGGACUGGCCACAGGGGGAUUUCUGGUGCACCAGCAGGAAAAAAGAGUAGAUUUGGUAAGAAAAGGAAUUCUAACUUCUCUGUGCAGCAUCCUUCAUCAACAUCUCCAACAGAGAAGUGCCAGGAUGGCAUCAUGAAAAAGGAGGGAAAAGAUAAUGUCCCUGAGCAUUUUAGUGGAAGAGCAGAAGAUGCAGACUCUUCAUCCGGGCCCCUCGCUUCCUCCUCACUCUUGGCUAAAAUGAGAGCUAGAAACCACCUGAUUCUGCCAGAGCGUUUAGAAAGUGAAAGCGGGCACCUGCAGGAAGCUUCUGCCCUGCUGCCCACCACAGAACACGAUGACCUUCUGGUGGAGAUGAGAAACUUCAUCGCUUUCCAGGCCCACACUGAUGGCCAGGCCAGCACCAGGGAGAUACUGCAGGAGUUUGAAUCCAAGUUAUCUGCAUCACAGUCUUGUGUCUUCCGAGAACUAUUGAGAAAUCUGUGCACUUUCCAUAGAACUUCUGGUGGUGAAGGAAUUUGGAAACUCAAGCCAGAAUACUGCUAAACAACAUUGCUUCCUAAACUUUCAAGUCCCUUUUUCUAACGGGCAUUUCUGAUUAUUAAUUUAUUAUUAAUAAUCAUGUUUGUCAAUGGAAGUUGGCUGCACUUGAUGUUUGUUUGCAUGAUGUCUACCUCAGAAUUAAAACUUUAAGGAAGAAGAAACUCUUCUCUGAAAGUUAAAAGUUUUAAUAAUGCUAGCUAAAGGAGAAAAUACUUGGAUUGAUUUUUUUUUUUUUGGCAAUCUAAUUAUAUUGUAAAUCAGGUACCUAACAGUUACUCCUUGGAGCACAUUUGUUCCUUUACCCAAAAGAUGCUGUCAGGGAGCACAGUUAGAAGUUUGCAGAACAGAAAUCUCAAUAUUUUUUUUUAUUGGUGCUAAAAACAGGUCUUACAUUCAGUCAGACCUGUUCAAUAAGUUCAUCAAUAUCUGAUAACAGCAUUAUUUUGAUGCUUAAACUUUAAACAUUUAUAUUUACCAUUUGCCACCCACAAAGGUCAGGUUUGUUAUUUGUUGUUUGAUAAUUAUAUUAAUUUUCUUGGAAAGAUCCUCUUUUCAAGGUACUGGUAAAUUGGUGAGUAUUUUUAUUAGUAAAGCAUGAAAUAGUAUGGUAAUAAAUGAUAAGACAUGUAUUUGUGGAAAGCUGUAGGGUAUUCAGUUUACCCUGGCUUUCCUUUAAGCAGAGGGCAUCUUUUUCUCUCCUACAGUCACAAAAUGUGUUAUCAUUAAAAAAAAUCAAAUUAAAGCCAAAAGUAGGUACAUAAAAACCACACACAUGCAUGCACACAAACAUCACUGCAGCCCACAGCAGACCCAGCCGUUGUUACCAUGAAGUGACACCACUCCAGGCCUCUCUUGUCUGCAGGCUGGCAGGCUGUCUUCUCUCCAGUUGCCUUCGUCUUGCGCCUGCCUUUGCAUUCCUUGCGACGGGCUUUCUUGUUUCUGCGGUUUGGAUUCCAGCCAAGGCUGUUUGUAUCUCACUACUGUUUAUGUGUUUGUGGUUCUGUGAUGGUGUUGCUUUGAUCCUCAGUUUAUUUUCUUACCCAUGUUUUUCUUGUUUCCUUCUCAGGAUGAUUUUAUCAUCUCAUCUUUGAAGUGUUGUUUUCCGAAAUUCAUCGUAUUCCUGAAAUUUCUUCUUAGCUGUCUUAGUGCAGUUUGUUUCUUGGAUUUGUAUUCUCUGGCAUGCUCUUUUCCUCUCUCUCAUUUUUCUGUAGUAUGCCUGCCCUCCUACCCUGCUAUUUCUUUACAUCUCUCUCAUGCUUAACAUGGAUAGCUGUGUCCAGAUCUUCUGUCUGCUCAUCCAUGUGACUCAGAGAGGAGGGUUCUGGGCAGGGGGGCCUUGCCGGACUGCAUGAGAGGACAUGAGUUUUGCUUUCUCUGCUCUAAUAUUUUGCUUAAGCCAAGAAUCCUUUUCUUAGAGAUGUUCUAUAUGAUUCCUGUCAGGAUUUUCUAGUUUUUUUUGGAUUAUAGCUUGUUCAUUUCUUUUGUUUUUAGUUUGGUUUAUAUAUAAUGAGGGAAGAAGAUGAUUACAUUAUUUUUGUCACUUUGCCAUCAUUGUUUAGAAGUCAUAGAAAGAAUUUUUAAAUAGGCCAAUAAGUCUUAAACUUGAGUACUUGGCUUAGAAGAAAGUCAAAACUCCUUCCUUUUUGACUAAGUGGUUUGUUUCUGGGGAGCUCUUAAUUUCUAUUUUUAUAAUCAUUAGCCUAUAAGGAAAUUGUGUCUUCCUUGUUCUCAGGGUGAUCUGCUGACCUUGUUCACUCAUGAAGCAUUUGGGUAUCAUACUUAUAGUGUCUGAAACAUAAACUGUAUUGAGCUAGACAAGGUAUAGCCUCCUCUUCAAGUAGCAAAUACUAUCAAAAGCUAUAAUGCAGUAGGAGCAAGGUGGUCCUUGUUCCAGUUUUUGUCUCAGUUCUGCUGCUGAUGUACCAUGAUCUUGGGAAGGUGGUGUCUCAGUGUGGAGAUCUGACACAUUGUUACCGUGCCUCCUGGCUGGAGGGACUUGGAGAACAAUGCAGUUAAGUAGAAUGGUUUUAACAAUACAGAGAAAUUUAUUCAUUUAGAUAAAAAUCUGAUUUUUAGAACUUUAAAAGCUUUGUACAGUGUAAAUAGAUUUAAUGUAUUUAACAUGCUUUAUCAGCACAAAUAAAGGAUUUUAAAAUUUUGUCAAAAAAUUAAAUGUUAAUACUAUCACCAUUAAAAAUGUUCAAGCAAUAGUCUGCCUCCCCACCCCCACACCAUCUUGCACCUGUUCCACAGCUAAGUACAGCCCUAGGUUUGGUGUGUAUUCUCCAUGCAUUUAGAGAAUCACAUGACACAGACUGCUGCUAUAAUGUCAUUUUCCCAUUCUUCCUUUACUAAUAAAAUUUUUGAGUUUUACCUGGACGUCUGGCUGCUCAGCUUAAGACUACUUCUCAGCCUCUCUUAUAGUUAAUUGUGGCCAUAUGACUAAGUUUUAAACUUCCCAAUUGGCCCUUUAAAGAAGCAGGGUAUGCACUCUCCUUGACAUUCCCCUUUCUUGCUGGCUGGGAGGCCAAUGGGAGCUUCAGUAGUGACCUGGCAUCUCAAGAGAUGGAAGUGAUGUGUUGAGGAAGGAGAAGUUGGCCUGCCAGUCUUGAACUGCUCUCCUUUGACCUGUUAUUUAAGAGUAAAAUAAAAUACUGACUUGCUUAAGCUACUGUCUUUUGAAGUCUAUUAUAGCAAUUAGUUUGCUUUAAAUAUGUAAUUUAUAUUAAUGGCCUUAUACCAUCCUUAUUUUGCAACUAACUUUUCAUUUAAUAUUAUAUGCAAGACAUUUCUAUUCCUGUAAGUAUAGCUCUGCCUGCACAGAAUUGUUGGAUUAAUGAUGUAGAUUUUAAAUGUCAGUGGAUGUAGCAGAAUUGCUUGCAUCAAUUCACCCUCCAUAAAAGGACCCAUUUCUCCAAACCCUUGCCAACAGUAAGUGGUAUCAAUAUCGAUAGGUUGUUUUGUUUUGUUUUAACCAGUCUCGUGAUUGAAAGUACCUUGUUUUCACUUGAAUUUCCCUGAUUACGUACAAAAUCAAACAUUUCCAUGUUUAUUGGCCAUUUGUAGAUCUCUACCGUACAUUGCCUAUUAGUGUUAUGUUGGCCUAGUUUUCCUGUGGGUUGUUUAUCUUUUAGGAUUGCUCCCCUAAACAAAAACAAAAAGGCAGUUAUUCCAAUGAUCAACAAAUAUUCUUUUCUCCACCAGUUUAAAAUGUCAGCUUUCAACUCAUCACAUGCUAAGUUGUCUAUUUCUGUCCUGUGGAUCCAGGUGUUGGUUCUACCAACCACACUCCUCACGCUGUCAUUUGGUGCUUUGCAUUGUGUUUUGCCAUUCAUGGGCAAGUUCCUUUUCCUUUCUCCCCCUCUUCAGUGUCUUAUACUUGGGUGUUUUCUGUUCCAGCUGAAUCAAGAAUUAGUUUAUUAAAUUCCAGUAAAAUUGUGGUGUUCUUUUGACUAGGAUUGCAUUUGUUUACACAUUAAUUUGAGAAUAAUAGACCUCUUUAUAAUUAAUAUAAUGUUUCUGAUUAGUGUUAUGAUAGGCCUCAUUUUAUUAAAGUCUUUUAUAUUCUUGGAUGAAAUUUUAAUAACUUUCUUCAUAAAUGUCUUGCACAUUUCAUAAUAGGCUUAUUCCUAGGUGUUUUAUAGAUUUUUAGUUUUGGUUGUGAGUCUUUUAACUUACAUAAAAAUAUGGAGAAUUAGCAUAUUCACAUAUCUAUUUUGUGAUGUUUAUCAUACGGAAGUUUUAAAAUAUAGUAAAUUCAGUCUUUCCAUUUUUUUUUGUUUAUUUAAGAACCAUUCCCUAGCUAGGGUCAUGAAUACAUUCUUAUGAAUUAUUAAUCCCAUAUGGAUAGCUAGUUUCCCUAGCACCUUUAAAAAAUAGUUUAUUAUUUUCCUCCUGAUGUAUAAGGCCACCUUUACCAAUUUACAUAUAAUGUACGGAAAUGUUUCUUGGCUCUGCAUUCUGUUAAAUUGGUCCAUUUAUCUAACUUUGCUUAGUAACCCACUGUUUUUAUCAUUGUGGUAUCAUAAUUGAUUAUCACAAAUGGUAGAAUGAUUGUCCUCAAAGUCUUUUCUGGUAUAUAUUGAUAUAAUUGUAUAGCUUUUCUUGGUGUAGUAAAGUACACAGUUAAAUUUUCUAACAUUGAAAUAUCUUUUAGAUUUUCACUUCCAGAAUGGCAAUGUGAAGGGCCCUGUGGACCCACUGUCCUAGGAAUUAGCUAUAACUAGUGAAAAUUGUAACAAAAAAUAAACACCUUCCUCUCAUACAGAGAGACACAAACACUUAAUGCCACUGGAAAUUGUCCUAAAAGCAUGUAGAAUAAAGUAACGCUUAUUCAAGAAAAUCCAAAUCUUGGUAAGAACAGUGAGUCAGACAUUUCAGCCACAACACACUCACUCCCUCCCUCCCAUUUCAGUGGGUGCAGCCAAGAAAACAGAGCUCCGUCUCCCUCAGCUCCCUGUCCAGAGGUAUGGUACCUCACAGGGAGGGGCAAGAUGCCAGCAUUUCUUAUCCCCUCCAGCUUCAAGUGGCAAGAGCUAAAUUCAUGAAGUUAAAAACUAUAAUAAGGAAAAAAUGCACUAAAGGGGUUCAAUAGUAGAUUUGAACUGGCAGAAGAAAUUGUCAGCCAACUGGCAGAUAGAAUAAGAGAGAUAUGCUUUCCAAAGAACAGAGAGAAAAAAAAUGAAAAAUGAGCAAAACCUCAGAGAAAUGUGAAGCACCAUUAUGUGCACCAUUAAGUAUGCAUGUAAUGGGAGUACAAGAAGAGCAGAAGAAAAAGGAAAUAUUUAAAGAUACAAUGACUGAAAACUCUCCAAAUUGAUUGAAAAACAUCUAGGAAGCUUAGUGAACUUCCAGCAUGAUAAAUGCAGAGGGAUUCACAGACACAUCAUAGUCAAAAAUGCUGAAAUCAAAGAUGAGAAAACCUUGAAAGUAGUGAGUGAAAAAAAGAUACAUCACUUAGAGAACAAAAUUAAUACUUGACUUCUCAAAAGAAAUAAUGGAGGCCAGAAGGCAGGUAUAACAGUCAAAGUGCUUGAAGAAAAAAAAACUGUCAACCAAGAAUCCUAUAUCCAGCAAAUGUAUUAUUCAAAAAUAUAAGUGAAAUACUUUCCCAGAUAAACAAAAACAGAAAAAUUGUUGUUAACCAACCUGCCUAAUAAGAAGUAUUAAAUGAAGUUCUUUAGGCUGAAAGCAAGAGAAGAGCACCAGUAAAAGCAAUUAUAUAAUUAUAAAAGUCACAUAAAUGCAUAUUUUUCUCCUCUUAACUGAUUAAAAUGCAACUGUAUCAAAUAAUACGUAUAUGAUGUAUUGGUCUAUAACAUACAGAAAUGUCAUAUAUGUAACAUUUGUCAAAACAGCACAAAGGAGGUGGCUGGGAGCAAAGCUGUAGUAGACUAAUUAAAUGAUGGCAGAUGGUAAAGUAAUAAUUAUAACAAUGUGUUGGAUUUGUAACAUUAAUAGAUACCAUAUGUAUACCUAAAAUAUCACAAAAAGGGGGAAAGGGAAUAUAGCUAUAUAAGAGUAAAGCUUCUAUAUAUUAUUGGAGUUAAGCUUGUGUAAUUCUAACAGAUUCUGAUAAGAUGUAUAUGGUAAACACUAGAGCAACCACUAAUAAAAUAACUCCAGAAAUAUAGUUGAAAAAUCAUUAAUCAAAUUAAAAUACUACCUUAGAAAAUACUCGAUGCAAAAGGCAAUAUUAAAAGAGAAUGAAAAGAACACAAUGGAUACUAGAAAACAAAAAGUAAUGUGUAUUCAACUUAUCAAUAAUAAAUGUUAAUGAAUUUAAUCAGGCAGAGACUAUCAGAUUGGAUUAAAAAUACAUUCCAACUCUAUGUUAUCUAUGCUCCCAUAGAUAACACACUUUAGGCUCAAAGACACAGAUAGAUUAAAAGGAUACAAAAAGAAAUAGUGCAAACAAUUGCCAUAAGAAAGCUGGACUGGCUAUACUAGUGUCAGACAAAGUAGACUUUAAGACAAAAAUGCUCCUAGAGAUAGAGACAUUUUAUAAUGAUAAAAAGGUUAACCCAUCAAAAAGAUAUAACAGUUGUAAACAUAUGUAUGAACUUAACAGUAUCAAAACACAGAAAGCAAAAACUGACAGAAAUGGAAGAAGAAAAUGGUCACAAUAAUAAUUGGAGACUCCAUAACCUAUUUUCAGUAAUGGACAAAACUAGACACAAGGUUAACAAUGAAAUAGAAAACUUGACCAACGCUGUAAACCAACUAGCCCUAACAGACAUCUAUAGAACACUUCACCCAAGCGCUACAGCAUAUACAUUAUCAAAUGCUCAUAGAACAUUCUUCAGGAUAGGCCUUAUGCUAGACCAUGAAACUUCAAUACGUUUAAAAGGAUAGAAAUAAUGCAAAGUGCAUUUUGUGAACAUAAUCACAGGAUUAAAUUAGAAAUAAAAAAUGGGAACAUUUGAAGAACUCACAAUUAGGAAAUUGAACAACACACUACUAAAUGACCAAUAGACCAAAGAAGAAAACAAGAAGGUAAUCAGCACUUUGAGGCUAAUGAAAAUUAAGACACAAGUAAACUGUACGGAUGCAGCUAAAAAAGUGCUUAGAGGAAAUUUAUAGGUGUAAAUGCCUGUAUUAAGGAAGAAAUAAAGCAAUAACCUUUCUUCCACCUUAAGUCACUGAAGAAAGAAGAACAAACUAAACCUAAAGCAAGCAGAAGGAAGGAAAUAAUAAAAUUAGAGUAGAAAUUAAUGAAAGAAUAGAAAAACAAUAGAGAAAAUAUUACUAGAAACUGGUAAUUUGAAAAGAUCAAUAAAUAUGACAAAUAUUUCACUAGGUUGACCAAUAAAAAGGCAAUACUCAAAUUACUAGGAUCUGAUAUGAAAGAGUAGACACUACUACCAACCUUACAGAAAUGGGCAAUCUGAAUAGACCUAUAACUAGUGAACAGAUUAAACCAGGAAUCAGAAAAUUGCCCACAAAGAAUAGUCCAGGCACAGACAGUUUUACCACUGUGUUCUACCAAACAAUCAAAUAAAUUAUAGCAAUUAUUCUCAAACUCUUUCAAGAAAUAGGAGGGAGUACUUCCCAGUAUUGCCCUGAUAACAAAACUGCUCAAAGAUAUUACAAGAAAACUGCAGACCAAUAUGUCUUAUGAAAUACCUGCAAAAAUCCUCAACUAAAUGCUGCAAACCAAAUCCAGCAACAUAUAAAAAUAAUUAUGCACCAUCACCAAGUAGGAUUUAUCCCAGGGAUAUAAGAUUGGCUUAACAUGUGAAAAUCAAUGUAAUACAUUAUAUCAAUAUAAUAAAAAAGUCAUCUCUACUGAUGCAAAAAUAGCUGCAUUUGAAUAAAUCCAACACCCUUUCAUCAUAAAAAUGUUUGAAAAACGAGGAACGGAAGGAAACUACCUUAACCUGAUAAAGAACAUCUAUGAAAAAUCUACAGCUUUCUUUAUACUUAAUGGUGAAAAACUGAAUGCUUUCCCACUGAGAUUAGAAAUAAGACAAGGAUGCCCAUUAUCACACUUCUAUUUAACAUUGUACUGGAGGGUCUAAGCCAUUGCAAUUAUGCAAGAAGAAAAUAAAGGUUGGAAAGGAAGAAGAAAGACUGUUCACAAAUGACAUGAUCUUGUAUGUAGAAGAUUCUAGGGAAUCCACCAAAAAAAAAAAAAAAAACUAUUGAAACUAAUAAGUGAGUUCAGCAAGAUGGGAGGAUACAACAUCAGUAUUUAAAAAUCAGUUGGGCCGGGCAUGGUGGCUCACGCCUGUAAUCCCAGCACUUUGGGAGGCCGAGGCAGGUGGAUCAUGAGGUCAGGAGAUCAAGACCAUCCUGGCUAACACGGUGAAACCCUGUCUCCACUAAAAAUACAAAAAAUUAGCCAGGCGUGGUGGCGGGUGCCUGUAGUCCCAGCUACUUGGGAGGCUGAGGCAGGAGAAUGGCAUGAACCUGGGAGGCGGAGCUUGCAGUGAGCCAAGAUUGUGCCACCGCACUCCAGCCUGGGUGACAAAGCGAGACUCCAUCUCAAAAAAAAAAAAAUCGUAUUUCUACACACUUGCAAUGAAUAAUCAAAAAUGAAAUUAAGAAUAUUCAUAAUAGCAUCAAAAAGAAUAAGGUGCUUAAUAACAUAUUUAACAAAAAGUGCAAAACUUACACUCUGAAAACUACAAAACAUUGCAGAAAGUAAUUAAAGAAGACCUAAAUAAAUGGAAAAACAUGCCAUGUUCAUGGAUCAGAAGAGUUAAUGCUGUUAAGAUGACAAUAUUCCUCAAACUUGUCUGCAGAUUCAGCAUAAUCCCUGUCAGAAUCUCUGCUGACAUCUUUGCAGAAAUUGACAAGCUGAUGCUAAGAGUUAUAUGAAAUUUCAAGGGACCCAGAAUAGCCAAAGAAAUCCUGAAAAAGAAUAAAGUAGAAAAACCCACAUUUCUUCAUUUUGAAUUACAAAACAAUAGUAAUUAAGAAGUGUGUUACUGGCACAAGGGUAGACAUAGAUCAUUGUAUUUUUUUAAAAAAUGGUGAUUCCAGAAAUAAAUGCAAACAUCUGUAGUCAACUGAUUUUCAGUAAAGGUGCCAAGUCCAUUCAGUGGGGAAAGAACAGUCUUUUCAACAAAUGGUGCUGGGACAAGUGGAUAGUCACGUGCAAAAGAAUGAAGUUGGACACUUACCUUACAUUAUAUUUAAAAAGUUGGCUGGGUAUGACGGCCCAUGCCUGUAGUCUUAGCACUUUGGGAGGCAAAGGGGCAGAUUGCUUGAGUCCAGGAGUUUCAGACCAGCCUGGGCAACAUGGCAAAGUCAUGUCUCUACAGAAAAAACAAGUUAGCUGGUCAUGGUCAUGUGCAUCUGUAGUCCCAGCUACUCAGGAGGCUAUGGUGAGAGGAUCACUUGAGCCCAGGAGGUCAAGGUUGUAGUGAUCCAUGAGCAUGCCACUGUACUCCAGCCUGGGUGACAGAGCAAGACCCUAUCUCAAAAAAAAGAAAAAAGAAAACAAGUUAAAAUAGAUGAAAGAGGCCAGGCGCGGUGGCUCACGCCUGUAAUCCUAACACUUUGGGAGGCUGAGGUGGGCAGAUCAUAAGGUCAGGAGUUUGAGAGCAGCCUGGUCAAUAUGGUGAAACCCUGUCUCUACUAAAAAUACAAAAAUUAGCUGGGCGUGGUGGCGUGCACCUGUAGUCCCAGCUACUUGGGAGGCUGAGGCAGAAGGAUCACUUGAACCCAGGAGCCGAGAUUGUGCCACUGCGUUCCAGCCUGGGUGACAGAGUGAGACUCUGUCUCAAAAAAAAAAAAAAAAAAAAAAAAAAGACCUAACUAUCAAAGCAAAACCUAUAAAACUCUUAGAAGAAAAUGGGUAAAUCUUCAUGAACUUGGGCUUGGCAAGCAUUCUAAGAUAUGACAUUAAAAACACAAGCAGCAAAAGAAGAGAAUUUGGACUUCAUUGAAAUUUAAAGCUUUUGUGCUUUGAAGGAUACCAUCAAGAAAGGGAAAAGACAACCUACAGAAUUGGAGAAAAUAUUUGUGAAUCAUAUCUAAUAAAGACUCAGAAAUAACUUUAAAAAUGGACAAAGGAUCUGAUUAGACAUUUUCCCAAAUAUAUAAAAAUGGCCAAUAAGCACAUGAAAAGAUGCUUGACAUCAUUAGUCAUCAGGGAAAUGCAAAGCAAAACCACAAUGAGAUAUCACUUCACACCCACUAAGUUGGCUAAAAUAAAAAAGAUAGUAACAAGUGUUGACAAGAGAUUGUAGAGAGAUUGGAAGCCACAGAUACUGCUGGUGAGAAUGUAAAAUGGUGCAGCCACUUUAGAAAACAGUUGCAAUUUCUCAAAUGAUUAAACACAGAGCUAGCCUAUGACCUAGAAAUUCCUCUCCUAGGUAUAUAACCAAGUGAAAUGAAGACUUAUGUCCACACAGAAACUUGUAAAUGAAUCUCUAGCAGCAUUGUUCGUAAUAGCCAAAAAGUGGAAACAGCUCAAAUAUACAUCAAUAGGUGAAUGGAUUUUAAAAUGCAGUAUAUCUAUACAAUGGAAUAUUAUUCAGCCCCAAAAAGCAAUGAAGGACGGAUACACUGAUACAUGCUAUAACACUGAUGAACCUCUAAAAUUUCCUGCUAAGUGAAAAAGUCAUGAAAGACCACAUGCUAUGAUCCCAUCCAUAUAAAAGUCCAGAAUAGGGAAAUCUAUAGAAACAGGAAGUAGGUUAGUGGUUGCUUAAAGAAAGAGUGGUAAGUAGGUUGCUUAAAGGGUCAUAAGUGGGGACAAUAGUUAAAAAGUUGGGGGUUUGGAGGUGAUUUUUAGGUUUUCAGAUGAUGAAAAUGUAAAAUUGAGGUGGUGAUGGUUGCAUGUAUCUUUGAGUAUACUAAAAGCUACUGAAUUGUACUACUGAAAUAAAUGAGUUAUAUGGUAUAUGAAUUAUAUCUCAGUACAGUUGUUAAUAAAUAAUUAACAUAAGGUGCAAGAUAAAUUGGGAGCUUAACAAAAAGACAACCCAAUUAAAAAUGCUUGAAGAAUCUGAAUAGACAUUUCCCAAAGAAGAUAUACAAAUGGCCAAAAAGCACAUGAAAAGAUGCUUGACAUCAUUAGUCUUUAGGGAAAGGCAAGUCAAAACUGUGAUGAGGUACCACUUCACAGUCACUAGCAUGACUAUAAUAAUUUUUUUAAAACUCAAUAACAAAUGUUGACAAGGACAUGGAUAAGCAAACCUUUAUACAUUGCUGGUGAGAAUGUAAAAUGGUGCAACCACUGUGAAAAAUAGUUUGGUGUUUCCUCAAAAAGUUAAACAUACAAUUACCAUAUGAUCCAACAAUUAUACUUUGUGGAAUAUUCCACAAACUGAAAACUGGUGCUCAAACAAAUACUUGUAUGUGAAUAUUCAUAGUAGCACUAUUCACAAUGGUCAAAAUGUGGACACAGUUGAAGCGUCCAUUGACAGAUGAAUAGAUAAACAAAAUGUGGUCUAUCUACACAGUGGAAUAUUACUCAGCCACAAAAGGGAUGAAGUACUGAUGCAACAAGGAUGACACAGAAGAUAACAUAUAUUGUAUGAUACCAUUUAUAUAAAAUACACAGAACAGGGAAUUCUAUAGACAGAAAGCAGAUGAAUGGUUGUGAGAGGCUGGGGUGGGGAGGGGGAUGGGGAGUGAUUUCUUUCUUUCUUUUUUUUUUUUUGAGACAGUCUUGCUCUGCUGCCCAGGCUGGAGUGCAGUGGCACGAUCUUGGCUCACUGCAAGCUCCACCUCCCAGGUUCACGCCAUUCUCCUGCCUCGGCCUCCUGCCUCAGCCUCCCAAGUAGCUGGGACUACAGGUGCCCGCCACUAUGCCCGGCUAAUUUUUUUUGUAUUUUUUUAGUAGAGAUGGGGUUUCACCAUAUUAACCAGGAUGGUCUCGAUCUCCUGACCUUGUGAUCUGCCCGCCUCGGCCUCCCAAAGUGCUGGGAUUACAGGCGUGAGCCACCACGCCCAGCUGGGGAGUGAUUUCUUAAUGGGUAUAGGGUUCUUUUAUGGGGUGAUGAAAGUGCUUUGGAACCAGAUGGAAGUGGUGAUCGCACAACAUUGUGAAUGUACUAAAGGCUGCUGAUUUGUACACUUUAAAAAAUAUCUUCAGGUGUUCAAUAUUGCUUUCAGUCUAUUUUGGUAAGAUUUUUCUAGAAAAUUGUUUAUUUUGUCUGUUUUAAAAGUUGUUCCUUUGUGGAUAUCAUCUGUUUGUCAUUGGUGUUCUGCAGUUUCAUUAUGAUUUAUGUGUCUUUUUUCCACAUAAAUUUUUCAAAGUUAUUCCUUUGUGGUUAUCAUCUGUUUGUCAUUGGUGUUCUGCAGUUUCACUCUGAUUUAUGGGUGUUUUUCCCCUUCUGGUUCAGUCCUCAGAGAUAUGUGGAUUUAUUUUUAUCCUGUAUGGAGCCUGUGCUUCCUGAAUUUAAGGAUUCAUGUCCUUCAACAGUUCUGGAAGACUGUAGCCAUUAUUUCUUUGAAUACUGCCUCUCCUCAUUUGCUUUCACCCUUCUGGAACUUUUUAUUUCUAACUUUCUGGUUAAGCUAUCCAUUGAAUUUUUAUUAUUAUUUUUUGAGACAUAGUUUCACUUUUGCCCAGGUUGAAGUGCAGUGGCACGAUCAUAGCUCAGAUCAUAGCUCACUGCAAACUUUUGACCAUAGCUCACUGCAACCUCGAACUCUUGGGCUCAAGUGAUCCUCCCGCCUCAGCCUCCCAAGAGGCUGGGGCUACAGGCAGAUGCCACCACACCUGGCUGAAGUUUGAAAAUUUUUUCAGAGAGACAGAGUCUCGCUGUGUCACCCAGGCCAGUCUUGAACUCUUGGCUCAAGUGAUCCUCCUGCUUUGGCCUCCCAAAGCACUGGGAUUACAUGUAUGAGGCACUGUGCCCAGCCUGAAUUUUUAAUUUUAUAAUCAUAAUGUUUAUUUCUAAAAUUGUUUCUUCCUCCCCUCUAAGCUUCCCAAUUUUGUCUUACAAUGCUUUUUUCUUAUUUUUUCUUCUUGUGGCUAUAAUAAUUUUAAACACCACUGUUUCAUAGACUCCAUCAGAUUACUGCACUGGCUGGAGGUCUUGCUGUUGAUCCUGCUCUUUGUGGUGUCUGCUGGCUCUCCCUCACAGUAAAUUGGGGGGUGUGUGUGUGUGUGUGUGUGUGUGUGUGUGACGUUUUUGUGUGUAAAGAUGGGUGAGUCAUCUUCAAAGGGGCUUUCUCACCAGCAUGGUUUUUGUAUGUGCUUGCAUCUGAUGGUUAUUAUCAGCCUGGGACCAAUUUUUUCUGUUAAUUUCUUAACUUUCAAUAUUUUGGAUCUUGUGGUAAUGUAAGUUUGGACUUCAAACUCAUGUGAACUUAUAGUUAUGAAUUGUCUGAGUGUAGAGGUGGGGUGAGAUAUGAGGGAGGAUAAGUCCCCCACUAAGAAUCCAGCUCAAACAGCAAAGCUUCUCUGUAGCGGGAGGUAGAUUCUAUUAAUAUUCUAGCCCACUGUUUUUCUGAGGCCAUACCUGUAUGAGGGGGUCUCAGUUCUGAUUCUUUUUCUAAAGCAAGCCCAUAUUUUUGUCUGCUACCCAUGCCUUGGUGUUAAAUCCAAACUUCUGUAUUUCAGGAACAGCACUUUUCAGGGAAUAUGGACCACUCUAUUUAUAGUUUCUUUCUCGUUUGUAGCCCCUGGCACUUGACUUUGCUAAGAUCUCAGCUAUGUCGUUAAACGGAUUUUUGUCACAUUAUAUUUAACAUUAUAAAUAACAUUUCUUGUUUAGAAGGCCUUUUGGGUAAUCUUAUCUGUUACAUUGCUGAAACCAUUACAUUUUUUAAUUUGUCAUGUUGGUCUAAAGAGCUUAGAAUAGUGCCUGGCACAAAAAUAAGAGCUGUGUGUGUUAGCAGUUUCAUUUUUAUGUUACUUUUCUUAUUUUUAUUACUGCUGGAUUAUCUUUAUAGUUCUAAAGCUUCAGCAACUGGUUCUCAUAUUUUCUAGAUAUACCAAAGAUCAUCUACAAAUAACGACAUGAUUGCCUCUUUCUUUUCAGUAUUUAUAAACCUUAUUCUUUUCUUACUGUGCUACCAUCUUCCUCUAGCCCCGCAUUUGCCAGGAAUGGUGAUGGGAGUGGUCAUCUGUGUCUUUUUCCUAACUUAAAUGAGGAAUGCUUUGCAUGUGUGAAGCAUAUGUGCUCUAAAUUUCUGGUUGACACCUUUUAAUGAGUUAAGAACCCUUUUCCUGUUCCUAGCUUACAAAUAGUUUUCAUUAGAAACAAAUUAUGAAUUUUUUAGUUGCAUUUUCUACAUUUACUGAAAUGACAAUACUUCUUUAAUCUACUAGGUUUCUGAAUUGGAUUAGUAUAGUAUAUUUAGUGUUUUUUUGUUGUUGUUUUUUUUAAAUCAACUCAUCAUUCCUAGAAUAUUCCUAAUCCUGGGAUGAAGGUGGGGAACCCCUAUUUGGUCAUGAUAUAUUUCGCUUUUAAUAUACUGCUGGUUUCAAUUGGCUAAUACUUUAUUAGAUUUUUAACCUCUCAGAUCAUAAGGGAAAUUGCUGUAUAGUUAUUUUUUCUUUACUUUUUGCUGUGCUGUGUGUGUGUGCAUGCAUGCAUGUGUGAAAGUUGUUCUUGUCUUGGAAAAUAAAUUGGGAAAUACUCCACCUUUUUAUGUUCUCAGAAGAGUUCCUGUAACAUAGGAAUUACAUGCACAUUUCAUAGACUACUUGUAAAACUGGGCUUUUGUACAUUUUGGAAGAAUGUUUCAGCUCAAUCCUCGUACUCACUCAAUUGCUUUUCAAUAGUGUCCAUUCUGAUAUUCUGCCCAUGCCCCGAUGUUUUUCUUUUAAUUUCACAAUCGACUGUUCUCUCCUAGGAUUUGCCCUUGGUCCUUCUUUCGUAAUGCUCUGUCCUGUGUCAUGGAUGCACUGGGCUCUCCUAAAAUAUAGGAUAUAUCCUCCCCAUCUCCUUUUGCCUCCUCCAGUGCUGCAGUUGGUUGAGUUUUGUGGUGUUGGUUUUCUUCAGAUCUUGGGUGGUCUUAGCUAUGUUUGAUAUAUUUGAGACCCCCUGUUUGCCUGUCCUGUUGAUCCUGUGGAUCCUACACUGCCUCCAGCGCUGUGGAGAGAGCUGGGUUGGGCUGCUGAGGAGGGUGUCCAGGAGCGAGUCUCAGUAGGGUGAAGGCUCCCAUUUCUCCUGGUGAAUUCCAGCCCUGAGGGCAUGGCAAGGCCUCUUUGUCGAAGUGUCCACAGAAAUGUCUGGGGCAGGGGUAGACAAAGGUCUCUGCAUGGCAAGGGCAGGGGAAGGAGGACCUAAUCCUUGGCUGAUCCUAAUGCAGUGACCCUGUGGGCCCAGCACACCUCUCCUUGCCAGCACUCCCACCUUGGCAGCCGCCACCUGCCCCAUCUGAGUAUGCUUUCCUUCUUAUCCUAUGUGGUUUUUGAUUCACAGUGGCCUUCCUUUUCCUGUCGUCAACCACUUAUGAAUGUAUAUACAGACAGGUGUCACUUAAUGACAGGGAUAUGAGGACACGUUCUGAGCAGCAUGUCAUAGGCACUUUUAUCAUUGUGCUAGCCUCAUAGAGUGACUUAUCCAAACCUCAGUGGUACAGCUACUACACACCUAGGCUAUAUGGCUACAAACCUGUACAGCAUGUGACUGUACUGAUUGCUGUAGGCAGUUGUAACAUAAUGGUAUUUGUGUAUCUGAACAUAUCUAAACACAGAAAAGGUGCAGAAAAAAUAUGGUAUAAAAGAUAGCAAAUGGUACACCCCUAUAGGACACUUCUGACUGGAGCUUGGAGGACUGGAAGUUGCUCUGGGUUUGUCAGUGAGUGUAAGUGAAUGUGAAGGCCUAAGACAUUACUGUACACUUUUAUACAACUGGCAGUGCAGUAGGGUUGUUUACAACAGCAUCAAGAUAAACACAUAAUAUAUUGCACUGCAAUGUUCUGAGGGCUGUGAUGUACUAGGUGGUAAGAAUUUUUUAGCUCUAUUAUAGUCUUUUGGGACCACCAUUGUGUAUUCCAUCCAUGAUUGACUGAAACAUCAUUAUGUGGUGUAUGAUUGUAUAUAUCUAAAUAGUAUACAAGUAUUUAUGAGUUUUUUUGCGUGUACUUUUUUUUCUGUUGUCUUGGAAUUUUGUCUUCAUCUAAUGACAUUGAUUUAACUUCCUUUAACCUCAGUUUAUAAACACUUAAUUUAUGAAAGUAAUUGUAGAACAUAUUUUUAAAAUCUGAAUCUUUACAACACAAAUGGCAAAAGGUUCUUUCAGAAGUUAGAAUUCAGUUUCCCAUUCAAUGUCUGUUCUGUUAAAUCACUGGGAACGUCAUUUACGCAAAGGCAGAAGAAGAGGUAACUUCCUGCCCACCAAGCCACACUAACGGUACAUUUUACACCCUCAUUGGCACAAGCGUCAGAAGUAAAUGAAAACAAAAUCACUCUAUCUGCAGACAGAGUGACACUCUAACAUUUUCAGUCUGUUGGGUAUGUUUUAAUCCUAAAAUUAAUGUUUGGAAUAGAAUUUUGAAAUUGUUUUAAUCUGGAGAAUAAAAAUUACAUUUUGCUGAGCAAGUAAACUGAACUUAAAAUAGAAAAUAUUUUUCACUAAAAAUAGGAAUAAAAAGAUGGAAGUGAAGAAUGGAAAGAAGUCUGCAGUGAGCAGCUUGAGAAGGUAAUUGUUCAUCUGAACAAAAGAAAUUCUUGUAGUCCUAUGGCCUUCCUGGUUCCAUGGCCACCUGCCCCCAGCAUGGUCAACCAAGCACAGUGUGAUGUGCUGACAAUCUCACCUUGUGUGCAUUGUGGGUUUCAGAUUUGGAAAAAGACUGGCAUCAGCUUCCACGGAGAUUACUGUAUUGUUUUGUGCAGUUUCUGAAUUUAAGACAGGAAAAAUCUGACUAAUGCAUAUCACCAGCAUCGUGGCUGUCAAGAAUUUCUAUGUUGUUUCAACUUUCUGCUUCUUUGGGAGAGAGGAAGGGCAGCACCUUAGCUUUGUGCCUUGGUUUGAGGAACCGUGUUUCUCAAUAUUGGCCACCACCAUUGAUCCUUUUCUUCUUCACAGGGAAUUCGGUGCCCUGUGCCUUUGCUUUCGCUUUGCAAGACAAUCAAGGCCGACCUGGGCAUGGGUCCCCACUCAGCGUCCCGACCCCGCACCGGGCGCUGAGGCAGAGAGCGCGAGAGGGCGGGGGUCCACCUUCUUCCUCAGUGGCAGCUCACCCGUGCGUAACUGUCGUUUGGAGGACAGUGAUACAAGUUAGGAAAACCAGGCAUUUGUUUAACUCUUCUGCCUGAGGAAAAGCAAUGUUGGACAUUUGCAGUUCUGGCGAUUCAGCUUGGUUUUCCUAAAAGACAGGCCCCCACCCCUUCCCCCGGGGGCGCGGGUCUUGUUUGGAUACCGGCAGCCUGGGGCCAGGGAUGUGCUAGGGCAACAAAGAUGGUCCUGGAGGAGGAGGCCGUUCGUUUCUGCCGCUCCCGGGAGUUUUUGGGCUCAACUCACAGGACGAAGUUUUGCUUUCAGUGGUAAAGCACACUUUCUCCCGCCUGCUUUUGUUCCUGUCUGGUUCUUGCAUAUGCUGCCUUUUCUCCUUUUAGUUUUUAGUUGGUCGUAAACAGUAAUAUAAAUAAACAAACCAAAACAAAGCGCGGUGUAACUACCUGUGACACCAGGAAAACCCUGUGCACAGCGGGGCUGGCGCUGCGGGCGGACAGCGUUGGGCCCACCCGAGCUCCCUGGCUGCGAACUCUCUGCUCCCGUCCGCACCCGCUGCCACCCACAGACAGGAAAUACAGCACCCCACCUGCGGAGACGCCGGCGGCUGGGGGACAGCACGCUUUGUUAAGAAAUCAGAAUGCAAAAUGGCACACCGUGCACAACUGGGUCUACACAGGCAAGGGAAGAGGAGGAAAUGUAAACAGCUGUCCCGAGUUUACUAAGAGGGCAAAGUGAGUAAAUUUUUUUCAUUAGUCCUGCUUUCACAACAAUCGCAUUUUAGAAUAACUGUAACUUGUAUUGAGAGGGAGGCCCCUCCUCCACUUCGUGACCACAGUGUGGAAGCUGCACUGCGGGCAGCCAGGGUUUUCCUCGGCCUCCAUAGAAAGACGCUUAACUUCUUAUAUGGUUGUGGCAAGCACUAAAAUCCUGAUUUUUACAGAAUAGUAGUAAAAAUGCCUCAGUGACUUACUUUGAAAACAGUACAUUGGUACAUGGCUCUUGUACCCAGUAUCAGGAAUGUACAAAUGUCUUUUUAUUCAAAAGUACAAAAUGAAUUAUCUGUAGGCACGGACAAUGACAGCAAUAAACCAUUAUAUAUUUUGUCAACUGAAACCAGUAACUGAUGGUUAUAGUGAUUUCUUAAACAUCAGCCAGCCUUUUCUUCAUUUUCUCCAACUGACUUCUCUGAAAUUAUUAGUGAGGAACACUGCCUUGGGCUUCCUGUCACAGCUCAUUAAUAAAGGUAAAGCACUAUUCUAGGAAUUAGAACAUGCCACCUCUCAUACCACCUCCCAUUCCACCCAUUCCAGGGUUCUUCUCUUCUUUAGGAAUUUCUGUGACUACAGCUUCUGCUGUAGUUAACAGAGAGGCCAUGCCAUCAGCAUCCAAUAUAGUAGUGCCCACCAUGCCUGCCCCAUUCCUGUAACCCCCGCCUGGCUGCUCACCAGUUUCCUCUCAGAGAUUUCCUCUCCCUAUUUUUGAGUUAAUUAUUGACUUCUUUUUGAAACCUCCCUUUUAGACUUGUGCAUUUUUGAAGGCAGAAUUAAAUGGUGCCAUUCUGCCUUUUGCAAUGAUGACCUUGCAUCUUUGGUUUAACAGUUACCAAGAUAUUAAGCAAAAUUUGUCUCAGAUCUUUUCUUUUUCCCUUAAAGACAUACAUGUGACAAAAAGAAUUAGCCACCCCAGUUCCUUUUCAUGUCCUCUCUCUGCAGAGGUAACUCUCUGAUGUGGUGUGGCUGUGCCCCCACCCAAAUCUCAACUUGAAUUGUAGAUCCCAGAAUUUCCAUGUGUUGUGGGAGGGACCAGGCGGAGGUAAUUGAAUCAUGAGGGCCGGUCUUUCCCAUGCUAUUCUCAUGGUAGUGAACAAGUCUCACGAGAUCUGAUGGGUUUAUCAGGGGUUUCUGCUUUUGCUUCUUUCUCAUUUUCUUUUGCCAUCACCAUGUAAGAAGUGCCUUUCACCUCCUGCCAUGAUUCUGAGGCCUGCCCAGCCAUGUGGAACUGUAAGUCCAAUUAAACCUCUUUUUCUUCCCAGUCUUGCGUAUGUCUUUAUUAGCAGCAUGAAAAUGGACUAAUACAGUCAGUUGGUACCAGUAGAAUGGAAUGUUGCUGAAAAGAUACCCAAAAAUGUGGAAGUGACUUUGGAACUGGGUAAUAGGCAGAGGUUAGAACAGUUUGGAAGGCUCAGAAGAGGACAGGAAAAUGUGGGAAAGUUUGGAACUCCCUGGAGACUUGUUGAAUGGGUUUGACCAGAAGCCUGAUAGCAAUAUGGACAAUAAGGUCCAGACUGAGGUGGUCUCAGAUGGAGAUGAGAAACUUGUUUUGGGAACUGGAGUGAAGGUGACUCUUGUUACGUUUUAGCAAAGAUACUGGCAGCAUUUUGCCCCUGCCCUAGAGAUGUGUGGGACUUUGAACUUGAGAGCAAUGAUUUAGGGUAUCUAGCGGAAGAAAUUUCCAAGCAGCAAAGCAUCCAAGAGAUGACUUGGAGGCUGUUAAAGGCAUUUAGUUUUAUAAGGGAAGCAGUGCAUAAAAGUUUGGAAAAUUUGCAGCCUGACAAUGUGAUAGAAAAGAAAAACCCAUUUUCUGAGGAGAAAUUCAAGUCGGCUGUAGAAAUUUGCAUAAAGUAACGAGGAGCCAAAUGUCAGUCCCCAAGAGGAUGGGGGAAAAUGUCUCCAGGACAUGUCAGAGGUCUUCACAGCAGCUCCUCCUAUCACAGGCCCGAAGGCCUAGGAGGAAAAAAGUGGUUUCAUGGGCUGGGCCCAGGGUCCCCCAGCUGUGUGCAGCCUACGGACUUGGUGUCCUGCAUCCCAGCUGCUCCAGCUGUGGCUGAAAGGGGCCAACAUAGAGCUCAGGCCAUGGCUUCAGAUGGUGCAAGCCCCAAGCCUUGGCAGCUUCCACAUGGUGUUGAGCCUGAGGAUGCACAGAAGACAAGAAUUGAGGUUUGGGAACCUCCACCUGGAUUUCAGAAGAUGUAUGGAAAUGCCUAGAUGCCCAGGCAGAAGUUUGCUGCAGGGGCGGGGCACUCAUGGAGAACCUUUGCUAGGGCAGUGUGGAAGGAAAUGUGGAGUCAGGGCCCCCAGGCAGAGUCCCUACUGGGGCAUCACUUAGUGGAGCUAUAAGAAGAGGGCCACUGUCCUCCAGACCCCAGAAUGGUAGAUGCACCAACAGUUUGCACUGUGCACCUGGAAAAGCCGCAGACAAUGGCAGCCCAUGAAAGCAGCUGGGCAGGAGUCUGUACCCUGCAAAGCCACAGGGGCGGAGCUUCCCAAGACCAUGGGAACCUACUUUUUACAUCAGCGUGACCUAGAUGUGAGACUUGGAGUCAAAGGAGAUCGUUUUGGAGCUUUAAAAUUUGACUGCCCUGCUGGAUUUUGGAUGCAUGGGUCCUGAAACCCUUUUGUUUUGGCCAAUUUCUCCCAUUUGGAACGGCUGUAUUUACCCAAUACCUGUACCUCCAUUCUAUGUAGGAAGUAACUAGCUUGCUUUUGAUUUUACAGGCUCAUAGGCAGAAGGGACUUUCCUUGUCUUGGAUGAGACUUUGGACUGUUGACUUUUGGGUUCAUACUGAAAUGAGUUAACACUUUGGGGGACUGUUGGGAAGGCAUGAUUGGUUUUCAAAUGUGAGGACAUGAGAUUUGGAGGGGUUGGGGCAGAAUGAUAUGGUUUGGCUGUGUCCCCUCCCAAAUGUUGCAUUGUAGCUCCCAGAAUUCCCAUGUGCUGUGGGAGGGACCCAGUGGGAAGUAAUUGAAUCAUGGGGGCUGGUCUUUCCCAUGCUAUUCUUGUGAUAGUGAAUAAAUUUCACGAGAUCUGAUGGGUUUAUCAGGGGUUUCCACUUUUUCUACUUUCUCACUUUCUCUUGCCACUGCCAUGUAAGAAGUGCCUUUUGCCUCCCACCAUGAUUCUGAGGCCUCCCCAGCCAUGUAGAACUGUAAGUCCAGUUAAAUCUCUUUUUCUUUCCAGUCUCUGGUUGUCUUUAUCAGCAGGUUGAAAAUGGACUAAUAUACUCCCCUUCUAAAGUUGACGUGUAUUGGUCUCCAGGCAUGCUUCAUUCACUGACCAUGCCUUCCUGGCCAUCGCUGUCCCUGGGGUCCACACUGGAUCUGCAGUGUGGUUGGAUCUGCAGUGUGGUUGGAUCUGCAACCAACUGCAGUUCAAGAAUACGUUUUUAGAAAAUAACAAUACAAUAAAAUAUAAUACAAACAAAAAACAAUACAGUAUGACAACUAUUUGCCUAGCAUUUACAUUGUAUUAGGUAUUGCAAGUAGUCCAUAAAUGGUGUAAAGUACACAGGAGGAUGUGCCUAUGUUAUAUGCACAUGUGUCCUAUUCUCAAAUGGUUAUUUAAAUUUUGACUUUAACUGUAAUUACUUUUUUAAAAUAUUUUUAAGACUAUUUCCAUGUUUUUCUUCCCUUUAUUCACCUUGAUCUCAUGCUGGAGGUUUGUCUCUCUUAUUAGUCUCUUCAAAAAAUCAGCCUUUUAUUAUUUAUUUGAUUACUCUGUUGUUAACUUUCUAACAGACCUCAGGUGCUCAGAACCAGAUAAGCCAGAAUUCUUGGCAGAAGAGGCUCCCUGUCAUCCUGUCAUGCCUGUUUUAUUUUGGUUAUGCCUGUACUAGUAAGCACCCAUGAACCCACUCUCCAGAAUUAGAGAAAGGACACCCCAAUAACUCACAGCUACCUGUCUAUUCCUCUCCUCUCCUCCACCUUUCUUCCCCAGCUAGUAAACACUAUUCUCAGUUUUGUACUAUUUCCUUGCUUAUAUGUUUGUAUAUACCUAGAAGAACAUUAUUUUUAGUUGUUCUUAAUGUAAUAAAAAGGGAUCUUGCUGUACUUAAUAUUCUGAGACUUUGUUUUUAAAGUCAAUGUUAUACUGGUGUGUUUUAUCCACAUUAUUGCAUGUAGCUGUAUAUAUUAGUCCGUUUUCAUGCUGCUGAUAAAGACAUACCUGAGACUGGGUAAUUUAUAAAGAAAAAGAAGUUUAAUGGACUCACAGUUCCACAUGGCUGGGGAGGCUUCAUAAUCAUGGCGGAAGGCAAGGGAAGAACAAAGAUAUGUCUUAUAUGGCAGCAGGUGAGAGAGAAUGAGAACCAAGCAAAAGGCAUUUCCCCUUAUAAAACCAUCGGAUCUCCUGAGACUUAUUCACUACCACAAGAACAGCAUGGGGGAAACCACCCCCCAUGAUUCAAUCAUCUCUCACCGGGUGCUUCCCACAACAGGUGGGAAUUAUGGGAGCUACAAUUCAAGAUGAAAUUUGGUGGGGACACAGCCAAACCAUAUCACUGUACUUUUAAGUUUCACCAUGGUAUGAUAUGCCAUUUUGUAAAUAUUCCACAAUUUAUCUAUUCUCUCUUACCUGGUUCUAAUUUCUUAUUACCUAUGUGAUUUCUUAUUGAAAGGCAUUCAGUUAUCUCAGGUUUUUCCAUUAUAAAUACUGCAGCUAUUAACACUUUGAUAUAUGCCUCCCGGUACACAUGAGUGAGGUUGUCUCUUGGACAUAGAGCCAGGAAUGGAAUUGUAUCCAUUGUGCCAACUAUUACACUUUAAGUAUAAGAAAUCCUGCUGAUUUGUAUCCUUUCCAAUAUGUAAUGCUAUCAGACUUUAAUUUUUGUAGACCAAAUUAGUUUAAAAUCUCAUUCUGACCUUUAUUUGAUUUUCUUUAUGUCUAAUGGUUUCAGACAUUUCUUCAUGUGUGUUUCCUUUUCAGUUCUUUUUCCUGUUCAUUUUUAUUGGCUUGUUUGUCCUUCUCUUAUUGAUUUGUAGGGGUUCUUUGUAUUCUUGAUUCAGAUUCAGUGUAGAUUAUGUAAAUAUUAUCUCCAAGUUUCUAAUGUGUCUUUCUGUUUCACUAAGUUAUUUGUUGAUGAGCUUACUUUUUUAUAUAUAGUCAAAUUUAUCAAUCUUUUAUUUUAUUGCUAGUGUUUGCUGUGUCUUUUUUAAAAAAUCUUUUCCUACUCUACAUUUGGAAAGACUUUUACUUAUAUUUCCUAGUGAAAUUUUUACUUUUGUCAUUUAAGUACUUAAUCCAGCUAGAAUUAAUUUUUAAGCAUGGAGAGAGGUAGAGGUUCAAUUUCAUUUGUUUCCCCAAAUGAAUAUGCUCAUCAUCAUUUUCUUCCUUUGGUGGCUUUGGAAUUUAGUCUGUUAAUUCUUCAAAUAAUAAUUUGAGUUAGAUCCUUGUUUCAUAGUUUUUUAGUCUUCCUUGCUUUUUUUUUUUUUCUUUCUUUCUUUUUUUUGAGACAGUCUGAUUCUGUCGCCCAGGCUGGAGUACAGUGGCACGAUCUCGGCUCACUGCAACCUCCUCCGGCUCCCAGGUUCAAGUGAUUCUCCUGCUUCAGCCUCCUGAGUAGCUGGGAUGACAGGCGCCUGCCACCAUGCCCAGCUAAUUUUUGUAUUUUUAGUAGAGACGAGGUUUCACCAUGUUGGCCAGGCUGGUCUUGAACUCCUGACCUCAAGUGAUCCACCCGCCUCAGCCUCCCAAAGUGCUGAGAUUACAGGUGUGAGCCAUUGCACCCUGCCCUCUUCCUUGCUUUUUAAUACUUGCAUUUAAAGCUAUAACUUUCCCUCUAAGUACUGCUUUAGGUUCAUCCUAUAUUUUUUAUAUGCUAUGCAUUCAUCAUUAUUUGAUUCUAAUUUCUAAUUUUCAAUAUGAUUUCUUCCAAUUCAUAAGCUAUUUAAAGUGUUGAAUUUUCAAAUACAUUUGCAGGGUUGACUGUCUUUCUGUAAUUGAUUUUUAGUGCUGUUUCACUGUGGUCAGAGACUGUGCUCUGCGUGGGAUUGGCUAUUUUGGUGUUUCUUGAGGCCACUUUUGUUGCUUAGCAACUGAUCAGAAUGUGCUGAUUGUUGGGUGUUCUGUGACUGUUUAUUAGGUCAAGUAUGUAAACUGGGUUGCUUAAAUUUUCUGUGUCCUUGCUAAUCUUUAUUUUCCCUGCUUAAUCUAUCAAUUACUGAACGAAGGUAUGUGAACUUUUCCAUUAUUAUAUGGAUUUUAAAAUUUCUCUUUAUAAAUCUAUCAGUUUUUGAUUUUUCUGUUUUAAGACUAUAUUGUUAGAAACAUACAGAUUCUGGAUUUUAAAAAUAUCUUUAUGGUGAAUUUUCAUUGUCAUAUAUGAUAGAAAUUGUUCCCAUGAUCACAUGAUAACCUCUUUCACCCUAAUAAUGCUUUUUGUCUUGUUUAUUUUGUCUAAUGUAAGUAUAGCUAGAACUGUUCUCUUUUGAUUAAUAUUUGCCUAGUAUGUUUUUUCAUUUAUCAUUUUACAAAUAAUUUUCAUCAGUAUACAGAUAAUUUUCAUCAGUAUACAAACAUAGUCAAUGUAUAACUGAGAUUACUAAUAAAUUUGGAUUUAUUUCUGUCA
Homo sapiens (human) is the source of this 28586-nucleotide messenger RNA. It is a transcript of the gene ERCC6, whose product is annotated as ERCC excision repair 6, chromatin remodeling factor. Gene Ontology annotation, molecular function: ATP binding; ATP hydrolysis activity. Lineage: Eukaryota; Metazoa; Chordata; Mammalia; Primates; Hominidae. Gene Ontology annotation, cellular component: chromosome; nucleus. Bases 171 to 4652 code for a protein of 1493 amino acids. The record is from RefSeq and is marked reviewed. Gene Ontology annotation, biological process: DNA protection; regulation of transcription elongation by RNA polymerase II; transcription-coupled nucleotide-excision repair. The transcript has 21 exons.